Molecule: messenger RNA, 1314 nt
Organism: Schistosoma spindalis
Lineage: Eukaryota; Metazoa; Platyhelminthes; Trematoda; Strigeidida; Schistosomatidae
Source: the annotation of a GenBank genome assembly
UUUCGACUUAUACAGCAGCUCGUCCAUGCUGGGAAUUCGGCUUUAUCUAAAAGUUCUCGAGUCACUGCCUGGUUGAAAAUUGUAUGUUACCACAGAAUACGAGUACUGAAGCAGUUUUUCUGAAACCACGUGCACCAUUCAAACUGGCUGCCUUCAACGUUCGCACACUUAUGCAGGUCGGACAACAGAUACGGCUGGCUAUGUCUUUGGAAAGUCUUAAUAUUGACGUUUGUUGUCUAUCCGAGACCCGUAUUCAAGACUCUGAUAAAGUACUACAAAUUCGCUCUCCACCUUUCACUUCAAAAAGCUUGCUUUACGUGCGUUUAUCCGGCGACCCUGUGGCAUUUUCGUCUGGUCUUGCUGGAGUUGGUGUCACACUAAGCGCUAAAGCUGAAACAGCACAAAUCAAUUGGAUCCCCAUUAACAGUCGGAUAUGUGCUGUUAGACUAGGAAGUUCCAUCAAAGUGAGAAGAAAUCGGCGUGAGAAACGAUAUCUUUUCGUCAUCUCCGCCUAUGCCCCGACAGAUUGCAGCCCGGAUGCAAUCAAGAACGAGUUCUACCACCAGCUAACUGUUCUUCUCCAGAAAGUGCGUUCGACAGAUAUUGUAGUACUAGCCGGAGACUUGAAUGCUCAGGUCGGGCGUCCAGGCACAGAAGAAAAUCGUUUAGGUGGCCGAUGGAGACUUGUUGGUCGCAGGACAGAUAACGGGGAACGUCUACUGCAACUAUGCACAGACCACAACCUGUUUCUGGCUAGCACUAACUUUCGGCCCAGUCAUCGCCGAUGUGCCACCUGGCGUCCCCCUUCUGCAUCUCAAGACUGGACUCAGAUUGAUCACAUCGCGAUCAGCUACCGCUGGCGUGGUUGCGUACAAGACUGCCGCUCAUUUCGGAGUACCUAUCUGGAAUCUGAUCAUGCUCUGGUCUGCGCCAAUCAUACCUUACUUUUCAGUGACCAACGAAGUGACCGUCACCAAAGGAUUGAUGUCAGCAACUCGUCCGAGCCACUGGUAGCAAGAAGUCUGGUGUGAGCGAAACAAUCUGCGAGGAUGACGGAACGCCAGUAACUAACAUCCAUCGACGUCUUGGACGAUGGGCAGAAUUCUUCGAAGGGCAGUUCAACUGGCCUGCUGCUCCGGCAACGUCGGUCAGACUGUCCUGCCCUCCAAGGCCGGUGACCACUGAUCCACCAAAUGAGGCGGAAGUCCGCAAGGAACUCCAAAUCUUGAAACGCUACAAAUCACCGGGCCCAGAUGACUUACCUUCGGCUCUUUUUAAAGAUGGUGGUGGCCUUCUGACUAAGGGACUGACGAC